UCGACGCCUUCCACUUCCGCCAGAGGGAAUCCUGCGCUGCCGUUGCUAUGGUUCGCAGCAGUUGCUUGUUGUUCCGAAAGUAUGGAAACUUCAUUGAUAACCUAAGACUCUUCACCAAAGGAGGAAGUGGUGGAAUGGGUUAUCCUCGAUUAGGUGGAGAAGGUGGAAAAGGUGGUGACGUCUGGGUUGUAGCAGAAAAAAAGAUGACUUUAAAGCAACUUAAAGACAAAUACCCACACAAACGAUUUGUGGCUGGCGAAGGCGCAAACAGUCGGGUUAGUGCACUGAAAGGCUCCAAAGGAAAAGACUGUGAGAUUCCUGUGCCUGUGGGCAUUUCAGUAACUGAUGAACAUGGUAAAAUUAUAGGAGAACUCAAUAACGAGAAGGACAAAGUGUUGGUGGCUAAAGGAGGUCUUGGUGGUAAAUUACUCACGAAUUUCUUACCACUGAAAGGGCAGAAACAAAUCAUUCACCUGGAUCUAAAACUUAUAGCUGAUGUAGGCCUUGUAGGAUUCCCAAAUGCUGGAAAAUCCUCCUUGCUAAGUCGGGUGUCUCAUGCAAAACCUGUGAUUGCAGACUAUGUAUUUACAACAUUGAAGCCUGAACUUGGAAAGAUAAUGUACCAUGAUUUCAAACAGAUAUCAGUAGCUGAUCUUCCAGGCUUAAUAGAAGGAGCGCAUCUGAACAGAGGAAUGGGCCACAAGUUCCUGAAGCACUUAGAGAGAACUAAGCAACUCCUCUUCGUGGUUGAUAUUUCUGGAUUUCGGCUUUCUCCCCAAACUGAAUACAGAACUGCCUUUCAAACCAUAAUACUGCUUACAAAAGAGUUGGAAUUGUAUGAUGAGGAACUUCAAACAAAACCUGCACUACUGGCAGUUAAUAAAAUGGAUGUGCCAGGUGCCCGAGAUAAAUUCCAGGAACUGAUGCACCAACUUCAGAACCCUGAAGAUUUUCAGCACUUGUUUGAUAAAAACAUGAUUCCACAGAAAACUCUGAAAUUCCAACAUAUCAUUCCAGUCUCUGCAAUUACUGGAGAAGGAAUUGAAGAAUUAAAGGACUGUGUAAGAGAAUCACUGGAUGAACAAGCUAACCAGGAAAACAGUGCAUCCCAUGAGAAACAGUUGCUUAAUUUAAGACUAUCCAAUGCAAUAUCUUAUGGUGAGCCUCCAUCCAAUCAUGCUAUUAAUACUUCCUGAAUGGCUAUAAUUUAAAUCUAUACAAAAUGGCAUAAAUUUAUUUGUUUUAAUUCAAAAAUUUUUCAUAGACAUGCAUUUUAUCAACAUUACCAAUCUUCUGAUAUGUGUGCCAUUAUUUAAGAGUGACCUCUUUUUAAGCUGUUCCGUUGUUAAGGUCGUCCACAAUAAAAAAAAAAGACACUUUAUAAAUUUACGGUCUAUCCAUCCAUUAAUGACUAACAGUAACAUCUUCUAGUAUUCCUUUUUAUAAGGUAUCUCUGUUGAGAUCACUUUAUAAAAUAAUAUAAAAAGAUUCCCUAGAACAUUAUUAGAGUCACAACUAAUUUUUGUUUGUUUAGUCUUUUAUGUUACCUGAUGGUCCUUAUGAUAUGGUAGUUUUUAUUUUUAGCUGAGGAAAGGCUCAAAACAAAACUUAUGUUCAGUGGUAACCAAGAUCACUGAUAAUGUUCAAUAGAAAUCAGCACAUGGAUAAUUGUAAGUUGAGCUUUUAGAAGAGUUUUCGCCUCACAUUUAGUGUUUUUUAGCAUUGGUAGAGACUGAUAAGGUAUUUCAAUAAAGAGAAUAAGCAGAAAUAACAGACUUCACUCAUCAGUAUAUACGCCCCCCAUUUUAAUUUUUUUGUUAAUGCUUCAUUGAAGCAUAAUUCACCUACUGUAUUCCAUAGGUCCCUAAACAUAUUUGUUCUGCUGUUCCUCUUUCAGAAGAAAAAAUUAGCAGAUUUUGCAUAAUGCCCUGGCCUUUCAAACCUAAACAUGUUGAUAAGAAGCAAUCUAAACAUUUUGUACUGUACUCCAGAAUUCAGGAUACAGUCUAGAUACCUGCUUUGCAGCCCCCUGAUCAUUCGAACACCCCCAGCGGCUGGUAUCACUCCCUUUGAGGAACACUGUAUUAUUCAAUUCACCUAUUUAAAGUGUAUAUAAUUCGGUGGUUUUUAGUUUACUCAUGGAAUUGUUCAGUCAACACCACUAUCUAAUAUUUUCAUCAUCCAAAGAAGAAGCCAUGUAUUGA
Messenger RNA from Echinops telfairi (small Madagascar hedgehog), 2204 nucleotides. It is a transcript of the gene GTPBP10, whose product is annotated as GTP binding protein 10. The record is from RefSeq and is a predicted model, not a curated record. Bases 48 to 1196 code for a protein of 382 amino acids. Lineage: Eukaryota; Metazoa; Chordata; Mammalia; Afrosoricida; Tenrecidae. Gene Ontology annotation, cellular component: mitochondrion. The transcript is spliced from 10 exons. Gene Ontology annotation, molecular function: GTP binding; GTPase activity; magnesium ion binding.